AUGGCCGCCUGCGCCUUCUUCUUCGACGCGGAGCCGCUGGGCGAGCCCGGGCUGCAGCUGCACGGGCCGGAGCUGGAGCUGGACGCCUGCGCGCUCUGCACCAAGCCGCUGCAGGGCAACAGCGACAUCUUCAUGUAUAAGGGGGACACCCCCUUCUGCAGCGAGGACUGCCGCUACGAGCAGAUGCACUUCGACGCCGCCAUGGCCAGGCAGCAGGCCAGCGCCAGGCGGAAGCAGCAGCAGCAGCAGGCCCAGGCGCAGCCCAGCGUGCCGGCGCCGGCGCCCGUGUCCGCCAAGGCCGACGUCUCCGUGGCGAGCUAG
Messenger RNA from Triticum turgidum subsp. durum (durum wheat), 321 nucleotides. The record is from the annotation of a GenBank genome assembly. Lineage: Eukaryota; Viridiplantae; Streptophyta; Magnoliopsida; Poales; Poaceae.